This is a messenger RNA of Aphis gossypii (cotton aphid), 1382 nucleotides long. RefSeq lists its product as uncharacterized. Bases 720 to 1382 code for a protein of 220 amino acids. NCBI's taxonomy places the organism in Eukaryota, Metazoa, Arthropoda, Insecta, Hemiptera, Aphididae. The record is from RefSeq and is a predicted model, not a curated record. The transcript has a single exon.
UCCGAAAAGGGAGAUCAAAACGAAGUAUUUCACAAAUUUCAUACCUAAAAUCGGAGUAGGGAGUAUAUCGUAUAAGAUCAAUAACAGUAUCAAGGACAUUAAAAUAGAAAAGUAUAGACAUAAGUUCGACUCACGCAAACUCGAUAACGUACACGAAAUGGCCCACUCACUAGACGAUGUAGAAAAAAUGAUAGACGAGGAAAUACUCAGACAGUCCGGAGUGGAAGUACAAAGUAAUACCAAUUCAUUAAUGAUGUAUGCAAUUAUGGCAUUAUUAGUAUUCUCCAUGUUUCUUUUGGCAUUUAUAUACAUAAGUUAUAAAUGCAAACUGACCACUAUGAGGGCCAUAUGCCAUCGAACAAGAACUGUGGAUAACGAUAUGUCGAAUAAAGAGAGAGAAGUCAUACAUGUGACGUCAUCGGCAAAAGGGAAUGGGGUUAAGGAAAAGCUACUAGGUGACACACCAGAUAGGCUAGCCCUAAGUAAUAUGCCGCCUUUACUAAAAGAACAAUAAAAUGUAUAAAUUAAAUAUAUAGAUAUUUAGAUAUAAUAAGGAAUAAUAUUAAUAAUAUAAUAUAACUUAGUAGUAAUAAUAUAAGUUAUUAACAAUCACAUAAAUAUAUGAGUAUGUAAUAAAUGUAUAAAUAAUAAAUAUAAAAAUACAAUCACUAACACAAAAUGUUUAAUUAUACAGAAAAGAGACACAUAAAUUCAUAAUUAUGGACUUCGAGUUCUCAAUGGUGAACAAGACAAGCAUGGUUGUCAUCUCCGGAGCUAUAUCCAAUAGCUUAGACCGUUUUAAGAUCAGGAAACUGGAAGGACGACCUCUUUUGCUACCAGUUAAUGAGGAAGCUCGACCUAUGUGUGAUACAGAGCUUCAGGUGGCAGUGAGAGAAAUCAAGAGAGUUUUCAGGGUCAAGACCGAUUUGAGAGAUGCUUGUUUAGACCAAUUAAAGCAAAGUUUGAGUUCAACCAGGAAUAAUGUGACUAAGGGAUAUAUAGAAAGUUACAUACGCAGAGGUAAUAAGGAAAAUGUAAUAGUAGUGUGGAACGGACAUUCAGACAAAAACAUUUUAAAAAGAUUAGAUUUAGACCAUUAUCCUAUGCUAAACAUAACGUGUUACGACAAGUAUUUCAAUAAAAAUUUUUAUAUUCAGUUUGAAAAAUUAGGUAAUAGAGAAAUAAUUUUCGAAGUAGAUAUCGGUACAUAUAAUAAAGCAGGAAGGCUACUUAAUUUAGUAGAGACCCAUGAUAUAAUAUGUAAAAAGAAACACCAUACUACGUAUGCGCAUGAUCCGAGAAUGGAUGUCAAAUAUACUAAAUGUAUAUUUGAUUAUGUUAUACGGAAACAGCGAUAUGAAAAUCUAGUGAGGCAUUUCUAA